This is a messenger RNA of Williopsis jadinii, 3124 nucleotides long. RefSeq lists its product as uncharacterized. The record is from RefSeq and is a predicted model, not a curated record. NCBI's taxonomy places the organism in Eukaryota, Fungi, Ascomycota, Saccharomycetes, Phaffomycetales, Wickerhamomycetaceae. The coding region runs from base 93 to 3077 and encodes 994 amino acids. The transcript has a single exon.
GUGGGUAUAUAAUCAAAAGAGCGUUCAGUUGAAUUGGUUUGCAAGCAAGCAGGUUUUGAAUUGAUCCUGUCUCUUCUAUAGUCAAGCCAAGGAUGGGUAGUGACGGAUCAAAGAGGAGAUCCCUUCUGUUCCCCUUCAGGAGCUCUAAACCAGAGUCCAAGUUUGAAGUUAUAAACAGAAAGAAGUCACCGUUGGCUCAGCACCAUCCCCAAGCUGCGGUCAGUACCACAAUUCCAUCGGUUCCUAAGCAGUCUAUUUCCACAAUAGGAUCUGGUAAACAUGUACCAGUUCUAACAUCUUCCUCGGCGAAGCCAAGAAUAUCUUCAGCACCUGAACCAAAACAAAGGGCUCCAUCACCAACCUCACAUCAUGUAUUGAGACCUCAGAGUCCACACCUUCCACAUCUCAGUCCCCCACAUAUUCAUUCACCACAGCUAUUCGCGCGCAAGAGUUCUGAAAGUGAAAGAGAUGGGUAUGACUCGAUACAGGAUAUUGAUAUUCCAAGAUCCAGUUUAGAUGUUAUGGUUGAUGUUCCACCGGUUCCCGACUACAACACGAAGUCUUUUGCUCCUCCUCUCACAAUUCAAGGGAAGCCAAUAACCAUGAACAAAGCAGCCUCUCUACCAAGAAGAAAACCUCCAUCAGGGUUUGAGUUACACGAACCUAUGAUGGCUCAUUCAUCUCAAGAGUCCCUUUCAAAAGUGGAUAGUGGUUUAGAGGCUAUGGCUAAGCCAUCAGUGGAGAUUGUUAACGACCCAUUUCGUACGGUACAUUCCUCUAACUCUAAGAGCUUGAAGGAAGAUACGCAUCCAAAGGAGAAUGUUUCAUCCUUUGUUUCUCCCAAUAAUGAAGAUGAACAAAAAGAAAACUUCACACACAAGACUGAACCACAGUUGAGUGAAUCAGAGGAUUCUGAGUCAGACUUUAGUUUUGUCAACGAGGAUGAAAGUCUCUCAGGAGUUUUUAUGCCACCUAGUGCUCCUGGACUACAACUCUCUAGGCCCGCAAGCUCUUCGACGGCAGAUUUUUACGAUGCACAAGAUACUGUUGAAACAAGUGACGUUAACAUUGACAGUGUAACAUCAGAUAUGAAUAAUGUCCAGCUGACAGGGGACGAAUCACAGCAGGACUCAGGCAAUGAAGGUGACCAAUCAAGUGUAGAGGUUAAGCCAUUAAACUUCCAUAGAAAGACACAGAGUGAGACCUUGGGGAUUAUACCUGCUUUAAUAACCAAAUCCGGAGAGCAAACACAUAAAAAGCAACUGUCUCUUUCCGAUGAAAUUAUGAAGGAUAUUGAAAACUACCAACCAGGAGGAGUGCAUUACGAGACAGAUGGUGACACUGAAGAGGAAAUGAGCGAUGUUUCACCUGUUACUCCGCUGAAUAAAAGCAACCAACUCAAGGAGGAUAUCCAACUACCUACAAGCCUAGAUCAAGCAGUGUCAGGUAUCCAAAAAACCCCUUCAAUAGACAGUCCAGGUCCAUUGAGGAGACGUGAUUCCCUGUUCCAAGAUUCGUCGUCAGAGGAAAUCGUUCUACAAAGACAAAAUCUAUUGGAUGACGAAUCAUCAAGUGAUGAGGAACAAAAUGACAAAUCAUUUGAAUCGAACAGCUCAACUGCACCGCAGAUAAAUUACAUACCGACCAAUUCAUCUGGAUUGGACUAUAACGAGAAAUCAAGUUCAUCAAAGGGCCUUCCAAGAUCUGAUUCUCUUAAUGAUUUAAAUCUUAUCACACAACAAGAUGUUCCUUUCAAUUUGCAGAAGUCAAAUGCACCAGUAAUAGUCCCUGGUGAUAUUUAUACACAACCGCUUAUAGAGUCUCCUCACUCAUCAAGAGCCGGAAGUUCCGUUUAUCCAUUCGAGUCUUCUGAAAAGCUGCCAUUGACAACUAAUAAUGAAGACUUUAUCUCAUCUGAUGAGAAAACCAAUGAAUUAUCAAGACAACCUAUAACACCCGAGGUUAAUGAAAGACCACGGGUAUUUCAUGUCGUUAACGAUGGGAAUUACUCAAGUAGUGACGAAGAUUCAAUUGUUGAACCAGAGGGAAAUUCCACAGCAGAUUACAGUGUGGUUCAUCAGGAAACUUUUAACCUGCUGAAUAGGUCAACCACUGCAAGUUCUGAAGUUUUGAGCUUUACAGCGAAAUCACCACAAAUGUCUCAUUUCAAUAUUGAUUCGCCAAACAACAAGAGCAUGGGAGUUGGGGCUCUCCAUAAUAACAUUUCUGAUUCUAAUCUAUCUGUUGGGUCAAGCAGCAUGCAACCGUCAAUUUCCACGCCCCAGCAGUCCAUUGUUUCACCUCCUGAAUCAGCAUCACCAAUGCAGUCCGAGUAUGAACCACAACCUGCGACGAACGUUUAUGACAGAAGAGCUAAUGAAGUUGUGGCACCUGUUUCUUAUUUAAGUGCUGGUGGUCAGAGAAGACGCAGGCCACCUCCACCAGAUAUCCCAACAAGAUCUGGAAGGAGUGCUUCUUUGACACAACCAAUAAACACAUACAAUUCUGUGAAAGAAGUUGCCGAAAGCCGUCCUGUUAUUCAACACGAACCGCAGAAGUCCAACUAUGUUGAAAUGCUCCGUCUUGGAACUGGAAUAGCCAAUACAAAUGCAAAGGCUUCCCAGUGGGGGUUGCCUAUUGGAAUAUCAGACAAUGAUUAUUCCAAGGCCAGCUGGAGAACUUCUUAUAAGAGAAGCUCACGGGUCACUAAGAACGACUUGAAGCAUGGAAAGAUCAAACAACGCCAACUCGCAUUGGAAGUUGGUGAUGAUGACGAUGAUGAGUCACUUGCCACAGCUGCUCGUGGAUCCUCUGAAUUGAAAAGAAACGACACAGGCCAUUCAAUAGGAGCGAACUCCACAACCACAUCCAUAGGAGGUGCACUCGUCUCUCCUGGGUCCCAUUCUUCAAUGAGUUUCUCUCCAAAGAGAGACAGUGUCCCCUCAGUGACUCGAUCCGGAACAUUGCUCAACGACAAGAUUUCACCCCAGAUAUCCAUUGGAAGGAGUGGAACUGUCAGAGACGGUGAUAAGGGUCACAUGACUCUCUUCAUAGCCAACCCUGAUAUCCAAGAAUGAGUUAAUUGGACGUUUAUAGUAUUCUUUAACUAAUUUCUACUAUAGAG